AUGACUUCAUCACAGUAUGAUGCCGUCGUGGCAGCCGUGCGGGGGAAGUUGGAAUCGCUCCCAAGCACUUGCACAGCUUCAGAUUGUCCCCAGGCGGACUGGGCAGGUUGUGUGCUACGGAUGGCAGGACAUGACUUUAUGGACUUCGCCAACGGGCAGGGUGGCUCGGAUGCCUGCACGGACAUGGAGGAUCCAGAGAAUGCGGGCUUGCCCGCGUGCCUGGCCUCCGGCGAGCACGGCAGCUCACUGCAGGAGGUCUAUCAGCAGUUCUGCACUCAGGUCUCCUUGGCUGACUUCCUGGUGAUCGCCGCUGAGGCGGUCAUCGCCUCUACACGUGCCCGAGCUGCGGGCACCGCGUCGCUGGAUUUGCGGAGCAUUUUUCGCUUCGGGCGAAGGACCGCCAGCUCCUGCGACUUCGCCGUAGGCCGGUUGCCGGAUCCAGAGCGGGGCUGCACGGCGGUGGAAGAGACCUUCGUGACGAGGAUGGGCCUCACUUGGACCCAAGCAGCAGCACUCAUGGGUGUGCACACCUUGGGACGUGCGCAGGUGCAGAACUCCGGAUACCAUGGCUGGUGGAGUGAUCCCGAGAAUUCCAGAAAAUUCAACAACAACUACUAUGUCUCCUUGCUUGCCAAGGGCUGGCUUCCAGAGCUUGCCAUUAAUGGGAAUUCCGCCAAAAAUCAGUGGGAGCGAAGCGACAUUGGCAGAGACACCAGCGUUGCCGGACAUGAGAUGAUGUUGAAUACCGACCUUUGUUUGGCAUUCAGUGAAGGUGGCGGCAACGGCGGCCCCGUCCGCGCGCACGAGCACAACUGUUGCGCUUGGCUUUCGGCCCGGACGAUCGACGGCGCGGUCCGCAACAACGGCAACGAGUACUGUGGCGGCAACGUGAUCCGAGGGAUCGUUCAAUUGGAGGAUCGGCCUACCGGCCCAGCCGCAGCGGCCGUGUUGGACUUCGCGGCCGACGAGGCGGCAUGGCUCAGGAGCUUUGCAGGCGCAUCUCCCGAGUACCUCUCAUACGCAUGGAUGUGCGAGGAGGAGUGGAAGUACCAGAUGCCGGAGGUGAGCGUCAGCGGUGGCUUUCUGGCGCAGCGUGCCUUGCCGCAGCCGCUUCCCGCGUGGCCCGCUCCCGAGCCGUUGCCACAGCUGGAGGUGGUCCGGGGGGUGGAAGAGCAGGUGGAUGUGACUAGCAUGCUUGUGCCGCCCAAGGUGCAGGUCGACCCAGACGACACCCCUGAGCGGACGACACCAGUGCUGCAGCCGCCCAAUACACGGAGGAAACCUGCCGUUCCUUUGCCACCUAAGCGUGGCUUGAUUGAAUUACUUCAGCCCGCAGUUCCUCACAUUCGCUUUGAUGAGUGGCUUCGACGCUGGAAUGGCACUUUUGGAUAUGCCAGUGACUGCACCCUGGCUGCACUGCGCCCACUUUACUCCACCCGUUUCUUCUCCGAGAGCUGCUCCGAGAAGAACAAGAUCGCAAUGGACUUCCUUCGUCUUAACCAUGGAGACCCUAUCCAGUACCAAAUUGCAGUGUUGGAGGUGGACGCGACUGAUUUGAUGACGAAGGCUGCCCGGCGGGAUUUCCAGACAUAUGCGAAACAAGUCAAAGAAGGUGAAGAAGAUUCCCAAAUGGAAGCUUCAGCACAGGACAUGGGCAAAGAAAUUCAAGGUAUCGAGGCGAUGACUUUGAUGGGCCUUCCGGUGGAUUCCCUGCUGUUGGAUCGGUACAAAGACAGAGUAAGGGAUUGGGCCGAACUCGCUCCAGACUCCGUCACCUUCAAGAACGCCAUGAGGGUCCGCAAGCUGAAGGACAACGAGAAUGAUCCCAAGCCGGUACCACAUACAUUCAUCUAUGCGACACGAGGGAGUUUGCCCGGGGAAGGUCGUGGAGUGGGCUUGUCUGAGCGUGUGCCCAGGGAUUUGAGGUCUUCAGAUGCAAGAGAAGCUCGCAAGGACUUAUUCUGUCUAGUGAAGCACGAGAUGUCCGAUGAGAAACUGAGCCAAGAACCUUUGUUGGUGUGGCCGGCUGCGCUGCAUCAGCGGUCGAAGCACUUUUUGGGGAUUGCCAACACCACCCAAACUUUGUUGCGUCCUGAGUUCACAGACGAGAGGAGGGCUGAGAUCAGGAAGCUGAUGAUUGCACUUCGGCGGGACUUUCCACAGCUGAAUAGGGCAGCUGCUUGGUAUCAAUCGCUUCUUGAGAGAAAGCCUGAGGAGAACUUGGAACCUUACACUCACCUGAGCUUCCUGGACAACAUCCCCGAUGAAGUCUAUCCUAGCAAUCAGCAGUUCAACAUCCAUUUCUAUGAGUUUCUCCGGAAUGGUUACAAGCCCAGCAUGGGAAGUGUCGACGUUCGCUUUGACCAUGGAGCUGGUGACCGGUCCCUCAAUGUCCACACGGUCAAGUUUGUUGACGGACAGACGAAGGUCUUGAUCAUGCUAGCCAUCGUUGGAUUUUGCUCAGAGCUGGAGCUGACGGAGGCGGACAUUUCGACCUCCCCACUUGCCCAUGUGUUGAGCACCUUCAUCUCAAUCAGGUGCCACUUUGAAUUUUUUGAGAACGAGUCCCACCAUUUUCUCCACAGCCUCAAAUUGGGCUAUGUGACAAGUGAAAAGCUGACGCCUAGCCCCAUUACCAUUGCAGCUGACAUCAACGCUGCAAUUGCUGUCGAGCGCCGGGCAUCACGAUCAUCAUCGAAAGCUGCGUUGAAAGACUUGCUCUCUCGCUGCGUUGCAGACUAUAACAAAAUGACAACGGUCAAGAAACACCGGAUAGAUUCCAGCCGGCGUUCCCUCAUAUACAACCUGCUGUUGGAUAGCGACAUCAGCACCUUGAUGAAGAGCGGUGAGGAGUUUGAAUGGGGGCGUGUCCCAUUUAUCCUUGAAGACCAUGCAGUGAUCCUUUGGUUGAAUUGUCCUGCCCUUGGUGUGAUCAGCGCGGGGCGCAUGAGCUUCAUCCUGAACUACAUAUCGAACGUUCUGAGCGACUUCCCGCUCAACAGUAUUUGCUUUGUGGUGCACCCCAAUCGUGCAGGGCAUACAGAUGGCAGGAGUGGGGGGGUCAGUGUAGUUGGGAGACACGAAGCUGAGGAUGAGGACAUGGAAACCAAAGUCAAAACGAAGGAGGAUGAUGAUGAUGCUGGCUCUGAUGACGAUUCGGACGAUGGCAAAGCAAAACGAGGUGAACAUGACGACUUGGUUCGCAGGGUUCGCUUCAAUCUGGAGAAUGACCUUUCGCUGCCUGAGCGCAAUCUCAAAGUCAAGAACGUGACCUUCGUCUUCGAACCAGAGUCCGUGUACGGAAAGCGAGAGGGAGCUCUUCAAGGGCUCUGUGUCGUGAGCAACAACCCCAAGAAUAUCUUCCGUCAAACGCGCGGCUUCAAGACCGGGGUGGUCCACAGCAUUUCGAUGCUGCAGCGCUCUGAGAUGGUAAAGCCAGACCACGUUGCUGGGGGCACGGACUUCAUCCAAAAGACGCUGCAGAGUUUCUCCGUCCCCUCAGUGGGAGCGAUUGCAAUGAUGGAUUUGCAUGGCUACGAUGGCUGCCCUGCCCUGUCUUGCGUUGAGGACAUUGCCUCUGGCAAAAGAAGCGUGUGCGGGACUAUAUGUCUUGACCACACAGGCGCAGAUAUGCUGCAGAGAGUUGGGAACAAAAUCUAUGAGAGUUGUCGGUCCCAAUCACUCAACCUUCCUGGAUUUCCAGCCUUCGAACCUGUGCUAUCUGCUCUUCGCAGCCAGAAUGUUGUUGAUCGGCACAAAUCCUAUAGAGUUUCAGCUCAACAACAUGACGCCCUCUACAUCUUGGAGGUGUAUGCCAAGAAAUGGCUUGCCACGGAAUCCACCAAGGAGCGAGCCCAGCAAGUCAUCGAAGACCACAACAAAGAGUUCAAUCCCACUGAGAAGACGGAAGAAGCAGAGAUCAAAACAGAGCCACCACCUGCAAAGCGGAUCAAACUCGAGACGAUGACCGAGCAGGACAUAUCCAAGAUGCCCAAGGAAGCGGACGAGGUCUUGGCCAAUGCUGAAGGGAGAUGGUUCUCCUUCACAGUUUCCGCUGCAGAGACUUUCUUUGUUCUGGAGCGGAAGGAUCUCGCCAACCAUUUGGCCAAGCUGGAAUGUGUAGACACCGCAGUGACCCUACAGAGCUUGAUCUGUGAUCUACAGGACGCUGGAGAGGUGAAGCUUGAGCUAUCUCACCACAAAGAGGAAAGCGGAACCUUCACAUCUUCGAAGCCUUUGGUGUUUUGCUUGGACGAGCCGCCCCAGGACAUCAUCUCGGUAUCUAAAAAGAAAGGCAAGAAGGGAGCCAAAGGGACCCAGCUGACCGCCAAGAACUUUGGUUCUUUUCUUUCAGUCUCGAAAUUGAAGACCGCUUCGGACACAGCGUGGAUAGAUCAGGGUUGCACAAAUGAUGAUGGUUCUUUCCCGGGAGGUCCAAAGGCCAGUGGCAGUCAUCAUGCUCUACCUGGCCGCGUUGCAGCCUCUGAGUCAUCAUCUGCCAAUGGUGGGGGUGCUGCACAGGUCAUGAAAAAACCAUCCAAAUCAGCCAAACGAAAAGCCAACCAGAAUAAGGAUGAUCAAGAGGAAGGGGAAUCUGAGCCUGAGCCACUGGGGGGUCAUGAUGAUGAUCAGGAUGACAAUGGUUCUGAUGGCGAUGGUGGUAGUAGGGGAGAUGAUCAUGUCCCAAAGGACUUGAAAUCCUCGAAAUCCUACAAGAAACCUGCUACAGCUUCCAAAGCUGCAGCGAAGAGAAAGCCAUCUACCCGCAGUAAGAAGAAGGCAAAGGACUGA
Molecule: messenger RNA, 4791 nt
Organism: Durusdinium trenchii
Lineage: Eukaryota; Dinophyceae; Suessiales; Symbiodiniaceae
Source: the annotation of a GenBank genome assembly